Volvox carteri f. nagariensis is the source of this 2007-nucleotide messenger RNA. RefSeq lists its product as uncharacterized. The record is from RefSeq and is a predicted model, not a curated record. The transcript is spliced from 9 exons. NCBI's taxonomy places the organism in Eukaryota, Viridiplantae, Chlorophyta, Chlorophyceae, Chlamydomonadales, Volvocaceae. Bases 1 to 2007 code for a protein of 668 amino acids.
AUGAACAGCGACGAGCAGCAUUCGCAGCCAUGUAUAGCCGAUCAGCCUCGUGGCCAUGUUCCCUGGGGGAUUAUUUUAGAUAACGUGUGGGCGCACCUUCGACCUGCAGAACGCGCUGCAGUUGUGGAAACAUGCAAAGAGGCAUUGACAGCCGUGAGGCAAAGGCUUCUGACACACGUAGGCCUUUAUGUCUCGCGCAAAUUGGCGAUGUCCUUCAUGUCAAUUGGCUUCCAACCCCUGAAGUCCCGCUUCCCCUUCGCCAACCGGCUGACUCUACGGUUGGAUCCGGAGUUCCUAGAGGACGUGGACGGCUCCCCCCCGUCCGCCUCCUCCUCCUCCGCCACCUCUGCCGAGGAGCGUACCCGGGUUGGCGGCGGUGUCAUUGCGAGUAUGGGCCUACAUGACGGCAUCACCAGCUGCAGAUUGGACUACUGGGACUACCUGCCCCAGAGCUCCGUGUACAGCCUGCUGACCGCCCUGCCCUCCCUGGAGUGCCUGGAGGUUAAUCAGGCCUACCGACUAGACCUGGAUGCGCUGCUGCUGCCGGGCCUCACGGGCCUUACCUCGCUGGUGGCCAACGCGGACUACAUCCUGAUGGCACCUGACAUCUUGAGGUCUGCGCCCGUACUGACACACCUGAGGGAACUUAGAUUGAGCCAACUGCAGGUUAACGACCAGCCUGCUGACAACCUGCUGUGUCAGGCCCUGGGCUCCCUCACCGCCUUGACGCACCUGGAGCUGGUCACGAUUAGUGCCGCCACCCGCCAGGGCCUGGUGGCUCUCAAGGGCAUCCACAGCGAGACCCUCCGUCCGCAUCCGCUGGCUCGUCUACCCGCCUACCUGCCCGCCCUCGGCCGCCUGCGCCAUCUGGAGAUCAGUGACGAGCACCUGGAGCGGCGGACCGCCAACGCCAUUCUGGGGGCCCUCACGGCGCUGACGGAGCUGGAGGAGCUCGUCAUGCCGGAGGCGAGGACGCGCGAGGAGGGCUGGUGUGCGUUACAGCAGCUGACGUCACUGACUCGAGUGCACCUGUACAGCAUAGAGCUGAAAGGCCAGGUCCGCGCCAAGGCCCCUGGUUCCAUCACGUGGUGGCGCCGAUUGCGGCUGGAGGACACCUGCCUCCCGGAGCUGGCGGCCUUCAUGCCCGUACCCGGCCUCACGACAUUCAUCGCCACCUUCUACAUGCGGUACGGCGACGGACCGCUGCCGCCACGCGACUUUGCCGGCAUGGACCGAGUCAUGGCGACCCUUGGGUCGGCGCAGGAGGUCCGGCUGUGGCUGGAUAUUGACUGUGACAUCUGGCCGGGGCUGGCGCAGAUCCUGGGUCGGCUACCGGGGCUAACGGAGGUCGUCGUACGGGCGUUUCACCCUAAUCCCCUGAAGGCGCGGGACCUGGCGGCUCUGGCGGCCGCCGCCACGCGGCUGCAGUACCUGGACUUGAACAACUCGGCCAUCGACGACCUGGGUCUGCUGCCUCUGGGGGACCUGCAGCAGCUGUGCAAGGUGUGUUUGGGUCUGGCGGCGCGUGAGGGGCAGGAGGGUCACACCCCGGAGGCGGUCAAGUGGCUGGCGCAGCGGAUGGCGGGGCGACGGCGGCCCGCACUCAUCGUGGCGCCGCACCUGCUGGAUUGCGAGUUGGAGCAGCUGGAGGAGUGGCAGGCAAAGGACCCGGUGAUCCGCGGGUCAGUCACAGUGGCGGAGGCGUUGCCGGAUUUGGAGCUGCCACUGCCCGGUGACCCGGCGGUGUUCGCUGGGCCGUUCUUCCGCGGCGGUGGUGGUGGUGGUGGUGGUGGUGGUGGUGGUGGUGGUGGCAGUCCGGCGGGGGGACGAGCGCGGGGGGACGGCGAUGGGGACGGAGCUGGCGGGCGGCACUCGGGGUCUGCCGGGGGGCCUCUGGGUGUGGGGGGGUUGAGCGGCGGCAACAAGUACAGCUUGGUUGAUCCGGAUGAUCCGCUGGUGAUGCUGAGCAACUGUGUCAAUGAAUUUUUCCGCAGGACGGAUCUGUGA